Adineta steineri is the source of this 462-nucleotide messenger RNA. Lineage: Eukaryota; Metazoa; Rotifera; Eurotatoria; Adinetida; Adinetidae. The record is from the annotation of a GenBank genome assembly.
AUGGCACUUCAACUCACUUUAUCAUGUGACUCGGAUAAAAUAGAAAGUGGACCAACCCUUAUCCACUCAACUGGUACUGAAAAUUACAAGAUUCCACCGGAAGUGAUCCGUAUUUUACAAGAUACUCUUACGAAUGAAUUAUUAUCUGAUCAUGAUGAAGGUGUUCUAUGUCAAGAUGGUUCUCAACGUAUUCUUGAUAUUCUUCUUCAACAUGGAUUUGUAUUAGAAAAUCAAACAACUGAAGAUGACAAAACUGUAUGGACAUUAGUGCAAAAUGGUGAUGGUAAUGACAGUGAACACCCGGUUCAACCUCCUAAUCCAGAUGCAACAGCAGACAAUGAGAAUGAAGGAGAUGCUGCCGAUGGAGAACAAGGUGGUGCUGAUGAAGAAGGCGAAAACAAACCAGCAGCCGACGAAGAAGAGGGUGGAGAAGCAGAAGCCGAAGGCGAAGGAGAAGAAUGA